AUGACUGAAACAACUUCUACGUUCACGACAAUGUCUACGCAAGGCAAGAACUUCCGAAUCCAAAGUCAUGAUGAUGCCACGUGGAUUCUUACCAGCGCCUUCGUCGUGUUCACCAUGCAGUCAGGGUUUGGAUUACUCGAAAGCGGAUCUGUGUCGUCAAAGAAUGAGGUCAAUAUUAUGGUAAAAAACGCUGUUGACGUCAUAUUCGGUGGUCUUACAUACUGGAUGUUUGGGUAUGGACUCAGUUUCGGCGAGGACGAGCAUUAUUCGAAUCUGUUCAACGGGUGGGGAGACUUCUUUGUGACGGCCAAUGAGGAGAACCUAGGCUGGGUAUAUGCGAAAUUCUUCUUCCAGGCUUCGUUUGCUACCACGGCAACCACCAUAGUCUCUGGUGCGAUGGCUGAAAGAACACGAUUAGAAGCCUACAUUUUGUUCUCCCUGUUGAACACUUUCGUGUACUGCUUCCCGGCUCACUGGGUGUGGGGCAAGAAGGGGUGGCUGCAGGUGAUGGGUGUCGUGGAUAUUGCAGGGGCCGGUCCCGUCCACAUGGUCGGAGGGAUAUCCGGGCUGGUUGCCACGCUUCUGCUUAAACCGCGUCACAACCGAUAUAAGUACAAACGGGCCCCGCCCAUGGGAUCACCCACAAACGCAAUACUUGGAAUGUUUAUGCUAUGGUGGGGGUGGCUAGGUUUCAACUGCGGCAGCACCUUUGGUAUCUCUGGAGUGAAAUGGAAACUGGCUGCCAGGUCUGCUGUUUCGACAAUAUGUGCAUCUACAGCUGGUGGGAUGACUGGGUUAUUAUUGAGCUACGUCUUCAAAAAGCGUCAAUUUGACAUUACGUUCAUGAUAAAUGGCGUCUUGGGAUCAUUGGUUGCUAUUACGGCUACUUGCGCCAUUGCUCAUCCCUGGGAGGGCCUCAUCAUUGGAAUGAUUGGAUCUUUUAUCGCUAUUUUGAGCAUCACUCUCCUGGACAGGUUGAAAAUUGAUGACCCAGUUGGGUGUGUGGGGGUGCACGCCAUGGGUGGAGUGUGGAGUCUUCUCGCUGGCGGCCUCUUCACCAGGACAGAUAACUUCGCGCAGGAGUUGCAGCUCACUUUCGCUCGGAAUGGAUUGUUUUCGGGUGGUGGCUUCCAUCAGCUCGGCGUCCAAACUUUAGCCAUUGUGUCUAUCGGUGCGUGGACGUUGGUGACUUCGUACAUCUUUCUCAAGUUGGUUAACUUCAUCACUGGCCUGCGCAUUCCAUUGGAAGAGGAAUACCUGGGGGCCGAUAUUGUGGAGCACGGGAUUGGCAACGCAUUCUAUGACAAGAAGACUAAAAAGCUCGUCAUGUUCGAAACAGACGACGAUGACGAUCGAUUCAAAGAACUCGAUCAGGACGCGCACGCCUACGCGAACAGAGCCAGGCGUCGGUCUCACGCCUUCGGCGGUCAUCCGCGGGAACGAUUUGCGUACUUGGGGUCACAGCAGAACCUCGUUCGCAGAUCCAACAAGAAGAAACCUUUCUUCGACUUCCGCUUCAGGAAUCGAUUUAAGAGGAAGGCGAAAACGAAGACGAAUUCCAUCAAGUCGUCUCUGCAUUACAGCGACAACGACAGCGACGCGGCGGUUCCGCAGAGAAACGGGGAUGUGUACAGAAUCAGAGGAUCGGACGUUCCUCCAUCAGAGGUGAACUUCGUGUUCGCCAACUCUCCCAUAACGAUGCCUAUGGAUCUGCGAGCCAGGCGAUGGUCUGGGUGCGAUAACGGUGAUAUCUGUACCGUCCACUGCGAGAACGAAUACCACUCUUCCGAAACGUCCGAGAACACACACAUGUAGCAGGGUCGUGCCCAGCGAAGGCAAUGGGGGAGGGUAGGGGAUAUAUGUACCGUCCACCAUUCUCCCGAAACGUCGGAGAACACACAUGUGACAGGGUCGUGCCCAGCGGAGGCAAGGGCAGAGGGGAUAUAUGUACUGUAUACAUGUAUGUAUGUAUGUAUAUAUGUAUAUAUGUGUGUGUGUGUAUAUAUAUAUACCGUCCACUGCGAGAACGAAUACCAUUCAUCCAAAACGUCUGAGAACACACCUAUAUAACAUGAGCGGUUCCACUUCAGGAUCGUGCCAGCGGAGGCAAAGGGGGUGGAUAUCUAUACCGUCCAUUACGAGGACGAAUACCAUUCUUCCGAAACGUGAGAGAACACACACAUAUAGCAUCGGCUGUUCCACUUCAGCGGUGACGAGUAUGUGGGGGAGGGGUAUUGCAUCCUCAGAAAAUUAAAAAAGUGCCCUUUUCAAUUUUUAAAGUGCUCUGUUUUUGUUUGGGGUUUGUUGUUUUUUCCAACCUAUUACUGUUCCAUUGGCUUAGCUAU
This is a messenger RNA of Gigantopelta aegis, 2345 nucleotides long. Its product is annotated as putative ammonium transporter 2. Lineage: Eukaryota; Metazoa; Mollusca; Gastropoda; Neomphalida; Peltospiridae. The record is from RefSeq and is a predicted model, not a curated record. Gene Ontology annotation, cellular component: membrane. Gene Ontology annotation, biological process: ammonium transmembrane transport; ammonium homeostasis. Gene Ontology annotation, molecular function: ammonium channel activity. Bases 1 to 1815 code for a protein of 604 amino acids. The transcript has 9 exons.